Molecule: messenger RNA, 6276 nt
Organism: Closterium sp. NIES-65
Lineage: Eukaryota; Viridiplantae; Streptophyta; Zygnematophyceae; Desmidiales; Closteriaceae
Source: the annotation of a GenBank genome assembly
AUGGUUCUUAUUCAUCCGAGUAUCAUCAGCAGCGUCGCGACGCGGCUGGGGAGAAAAUGGGAAGACGAGGAGGGGAGGACGAUGUACGAGAAGGGAGAAGACUGCCUUGGCUCCCUGCGCGAUCUUCAGCGGCUGAUGCGGCGGGACCACCCCGUGUCGCGAGACGUGCUCGUGCAGCUGGGUCGGUGGGACAUUGUUCGCACGGACCUCGUUCCCAUCAUCUGCCGAUACCGCCGCGACUCCGCGCUGCUCCUUAACGCCGUGAAGCUGCUGGUGUUCCUCACCAUGCCGUCGCCUCCCCCGCCGCCUGAUCUCAACGCGACAGGGCGACAGCAGAGUGGGCGUGGCAGCAGCGACGACUGGCGGCUGGUACAGAUGAUAGUCACUCUGGUUCGGAACCUCCUUGCCAUCCCCGACCCUCCGCCAGACGUAUCCUCAGCCUCGGCAUGGGCGCAUCUGUGCUUCCUUCAGGACGAUCUCAUUCGCUCUCUCUUUCGCAGCGGCUUCCCAGACAUCCUUCCCUUCCUCAUCUCCUGCCUCGACGCCCCCAAAACCGCCCCAUCAUUCUGCCCCCUUCCCCCACCCACACCCCUUCUUUACCCACAGGACGAUCUCAUUCGCUCUCUCUUCCGCAGUGGCUUCCCAGACAUUCUCCUCUUCCUCGUCUCCUGCCUCGACUCCCCCGAAACCGCCCCAUCAUUCUACCCCGCUCCUCCCCCUCCCCCCCGCCCACGCCCCCUUCCCCCAUGCCCAUUCCACACCCCUUCUUUACCCACUGGACGAUCUCAUUCGCUCUCUCUCUUCCGCAGUGGCUUCCCAGACAUCCUCCUUUUCCCGAAAUCGCCCCACUCGUCCUUCUCCCCACUGUCCCCCCCACUCUGCCCACCCCAUCCUCCCUCCCCACCCGUCCCCCCCUCCUAUCAGGACGAUCUUAUUCGCUCUCUCUUCCGCAGCGGCUUCCCAGACAUCCUUCUUUUCCUCAUCUCCUGCCUCGACGCCCCCGAAACCGCCCCAGCUCUUCGCCACGACAACCUCUUGUUCCUAGAGAUCCUUAAUCUCCUACUUCGCGAAUUUCCUCCUAAGGACGCGGCUGUAGCGGCGUUCAGGGCUGUCGGGGAGGCUGAUGCCGAGGCUGACGCGAGGGAGGACCGGGAGGCUGCCGAACGUCUGGCGGAGGCUCGGCGGCGGGAGAAGGAGCGGGCGGCUCGGAAGGCGCUGGCCCAGAAGAUCACGCAGCGGCACUCCCGGUUCGGCGGGCUCUAUGUGGUUCGGAAUGCGGACAAGUCAAGAACAGUCUCUAGCACUCCCUUCUCCCCGCCUGUCCACCAUGCCAUCUUCAGCCAAGUCAGGCGGGGACCUGUGCGGAGAGUGAUGGGGGGGACGGGCAUGGGAGGAAUGGGCAUGGGCAUGGGCAUGGGCGUAGGGGGAAUAGGAAUGGGCGGAACAGGCAUCGGAAUGGGGUUGGAUGCUGGUUUGAACGGCGAUGGGGGUGGUGGCAACGGUGGUGAUGCGAGGAAACCGGAUGCUGACGUGGAUGCUGCCCUGGGAUUGGUCGGUGGAGUGUGGGCCAAUAGGAGGAGCUCCAGGUGGACGGCGAGGCGCCUCGGGGUGUUUGCCGACCGGUUGCUGGCUUCGGGAUGUUACAAUGUUCUCAUGGAGACGGUUCGUCGGGACGUGGCGGCCUGGCGGGCAGGGCUAGAGCCCUCGGACACUCUCGCAUUCUUCCUCGUGGCUUCCUUCUUCACUGCGUUUCAACGGGAGAUGCAUGGCCUGCGGGGCUGGGGGGGGGUGGCCGGGGGAAAGGAGGGGGUUGCCGGGGGGACGGCAGGGGGGGCAGGAGAGGAAGCAGGAGCAAAGGAGGCGGAAGCAGGGGGACAAGGAGGAGGAGGAGAAGGAGGAGGAGGAGGAGGAGGAGGAGGAGGAGGAGGAGGAGGAGGAGGAGGAGGAGGAGGAGGAGGAGGAGGAGGAGGAGGAGGAGGAGGAGGAGAACCAGGAGAAGGAGGAGGAGGAGGAGGAGGAGGAGGAGGAGGAGGAGGAGGAGGAGGAGGAGGAGGAGAACCAGGAGAAGGAGGAGGAGGAGGAGGAGGAGGAGGAGGAGGAGGAGGAGGAGGAGGAGGAGGAGGAGGAGGAGGAGGAGGAGGAGGAGGAGAAGGAAAGGAAAAACAGGAAGAAGGGGAAAGAGCAGGAACAGAGGAAGCUUCUGGGAAGGUGGAGCAGCGAGGAGUGUGUGGUUGUGGGCCAAUAGCGGCCACGAUGGAUGAUGACAUGUUCACUCUUGUUUCUGCCCGCUGGGCAGAGUAUGCUGCCCGGGCCAAUCACGAGCGGGCAGCGCUGGUUGCGACGGGCAGCCUGCUGAAAGAAAUGAUUCACAUGCUCGAUGCCAUAAUCAAAUCUGGAGAGAAGCCCACCCCUUCAACAACAGGCUCGGCCGAACCUCUCGACGAGGUUCGGCAGGAGGUCCGGUGGGAGGUUCGGCGGGAGGUUCGGCUGGCACGGGCCAUGCUGCUACGGCUGUUCUACGACGAUUCGAGCGACGGAGUGGUGCAUGUGCUGCAGCGGGUGUUGAAGGGGUUCAACCCGCACACUCAGCCGCGCUGCUUGCUGGUUGAUGCAGUGGAAACCACCCACGUGUGCCUGAGAUUGCUCGAAGACUUGGUUCGAACGGAAGGUGCAUUGAGGGUGCAUGUGCUGCAGCGGGUGCUGAAGGGAUUCAACCCGCACACGCAGCCGCGCUGCUUGCUGGUGGAUGCUGUGUGCCUGGGACUGCUCGAGUACCUCGUUCAAACAGAAGGGGCACUUAAGGGGGAAGUUGGCAGUGCUAGCCCUGCUGCUGCUGCUGCUGCUGCUGCUGGUGGUGGUGGUGGUGGUGGUGGUGGUGGUGGUGGUGGUGGUGGUGGUGGUGGUGGUGGUGGUGGUGGUGGUGGUGGUGGUGGUGGUGGUGGUGCUGCUGCUGCUGCUGGUGCUGCUGCUGCUCUUGCUGAUGCUGCUGCUGCUGCUGCUGCUGCUGCUGUUGCUGAUGCGGAAGAUAAUGAAGAGGAAGAGGCAGCAGCAGACGGAGAAGGCCCGGAAGAUUCUGACCCAGGCUCGGACCUAGCCUCGGAUGCAGGCUCGGACAUAGGCUCGGAUGCCGAGCCUGGGGACGGCAUAGAGGAGGCGGAGGAGGAGGGUCGGCGGGGGCGGGAGGAGGUUCGGGAGUAUGAACUAGAUGUGAAGCGCACUAUAAGGGGGUUUGCUGAUGUGCACGCGGUUAAGAACUGUGUUUGGCUGCUGGAAACGGCCAAUAGCAACGCGCCACGUGUCAACCACUAUGUGCUGUCGCUGCUCAGGAGGUUCACUGUGGGGUGCGAUGCUGAGGCCAUGCUGUUCCAGGUAUCAACCCUACACACCUUUUACAAGCUCCUAACCAACCCAGACCUGCGCUCCUCCCCUCUGCACGCGCCCCUCCUGACCUUCCUCUCCUCCACCGUCCGCCACCUCUCUGCCCUCCUCCCCCUGCGCCCCUCCCUCUUCCUCCGCCUCCUCUUCCACAAAUCGCGGAAAGAAAGCAUGGUUCUCGCUGCUGACGUGGCACUGGGGGAGCUUAGGUCGGGGGGGUGGGUGGGCGGGAGAGCGGGAGGCGGGGAUGGGGAAGAGGGAUGGGAGGCGGCGAGUGGGGGGAAAGGGAGGCGGAGAGGGAGUGGGGGAGGAGGAAAGGGGGGAGAAAAGGGGGGACGGGAGAAUGUAAGGAUUGGGGGGUUGAGGGAUGCGUUGGGGGAUGAUGAAGCAGAUGUGGAGUUGCCUCGAGGCAUGUGGUGGGCUGCUGAUGUUGCUGAUGCUGCUGCUGCUGCUGCUGCUGCUGCUGCUGCUGGCAAGAGAGUCAACCUCCUCUUUCUCUCCACCUUGCUUUCCACCUCUCGAAACCACUUGCUUUUCCACCUCCCCGUUCACUCUAAUGCUUGGCAGCAAGGGAAGGGGCAGGGCACGAGCGUUUUCAGAAGACCAGGAGAGGAGGAUACGAGAGCUUUUCGAGAGCGUGCUUCCUCCCACGGGCCUUCCUCCUCCACUCCUCAUUACCCCCUUCCGCCCCUCAUCGUCCCCCUCUGUCUCCCUUACCUUUCCGCACUUCCUUCCUGCCCUCUCCCCCUUCUCUUGCCCGGAUCAGCCACAAGACACGGCUGGAGCCACAAGUCAAGGCGAGAUAUGCCAUCACUGAUAGCAAAGGCUCUCAUCGCCCAUGACCCCAGCCUUCUUCAUUCCACCCGCCGUAAAAAACCAGGGAAGGAAGGGGAACCUAGGGAAGGCGGGGAAGAGGGGGAAGAGGGGGAAGAGGGGGGAGUGGAGGAAGGGGAGGACGUUGGAGAGGAGGGGGGAGCUGCGGAGAAAAGGGGUGCUCCUGUAAGCGGCCCUACAGCUGCUGUCGAUGCGGACUCGAUAAAAGCUGACUCGAUAAGAGCACUUGCGGGGAAACUCAGCCGGUUUUUGCGGUCGCAGGGGCUGAAGAGGAGCAAGGCGGAAACGACAGUGGGGGGAGGGGAAUCAAGGGGUGGUGAUGGUGAUGAUGGUGAUGGUGCUGGUGGCGAUGGUGGUGGCGAUGGUGGUGGCGAGGGUGGUGGUAUGGCAGGGGGCAGGAAAGGCAAGGCUGGGAAAGGAAAGCUUGGGGAGAGACGGACUGGCAGAUCACGUGUGAGUGUGGGGAAGAAGGGAAAGAGGAGGCAUCUGGUGUUCGACAGUGAUUCUGAGGACGGGGAUGCUGGGAGAGAGAGGGUUCUGGCUGGUUUCGCUUCUGCUGCAGCAGCCACAGCUAGAGGAAGGCGAGGUGGAAGGACUGACAAGACCUCUCAAGAGGAGGCAGAGAGUACCGAGGAUGAGGAGAAUGUGCUGCUGAGCAGAAGACAGAGGGCGCUAGCUGCUGCUGCUAAAGUGAGGCGAGGGCAGAGGAGUGACAGGAGGCAGAGGGGAGGAGGAGCAGCAAGAGGAGGAGAGAUGCGAAGGGAGGAGGAGGCCCAGGAAGAGGAAUGGACUACAGGCAGCCAUGCUGCUGGUGGGGAUGGUGCAAUGAAUUUGGAGGGAGACCGAGGGGCAAUCGUUGUUCCAAACAGCACUGCUAUUGCUGCAGCGCCUAUAACAUGGAGUGCUCUUUUCGGAGGUGCUUCUAUUGCAAGUGCUGCUGUGGGAGUGGAGGAGAGGGUGGAGUUGAAGGGUGAAGCCGUGCGGGAGGGCGUUCAAGCAGUGCUUGCUGAUGGUGUGCCCUCUGGUGCUUUUUGUCUGUUGCUGUCAGGUGUGCUCUCAGGUGCUUUUUGUCUGUUGCUCUCAGCGCUGUGUUUGAAGCACCCUGACGAGGCUGAUGGCUGCUGGAGGGUCCCUGGGGACCGGGGCACCCAGUGGCUGCUGCACGCUGUGAGCAUGCUCGCACGCAUGGUGGAGGGUGGAAGCUCAUGCAUGGAUGGUGGGGGGGGGAUGCAGAUGGUUGUUGUGGAGGAGAGAGGGGGAGGAGGGGAGGGGAGAAAGGAAGGGGAGGGGAGUGAGGGAAGGGAGGAUAGAGAGGGAGAAGGGGUGAGAAAAGGAGGGGAGGAGAGAGGAGGAGACGAAGGAGUGGGGGAAGAGGAGGAUAGAGAGGGGGGAGGGAAAGAUAGAGAGGGAAGAGAGCAAGGAGAGGGAGGACGGGAGGAUCUAGAGGGAGAAGGGGGAGUUAUUAGGGCGUGUUUAGGUCCCAGGCACAAAAAGCGGAGAGCGGAAGGAGAGACAGGCGAGGUGCAACAGCCAGGGUUGAACAGCCAUGGGGGUAGUGAGGGAGAGGGGGAUGAGUGUGGAGGAGGGGGAGCAGAGAGAGAGAGCGACGAGUCUGGAGGGGAGAAAGAGAGACAGCAGGGGAGGAUGGGGGAUGAUGAAUUCAGCGGGUAUGAGGGGGAAGGGAUUUUCUUGACAGCUCGAGUGAAAGAUACAGGAGAGGGUGUGAGGGGGAGGGUCGAACAGAGCAUGCCCUUGGAGGAGAGGGGCUGUGAGGAAAGUGGUAAGAGGGAUGAUCAGGUUGGAGGUGGAGAGCUGGCAGAAUGCGGGAGAAGAGAUGAUCAAGCGGGGGAAAGAGUUGAAGACGAUUUGAGUAGAGAGACGCAUGCUAUCUCCAUGGAGAGAAUUGAAGGUGUUUCCAGUGGAGGAGAGGUGCUACCACCCUUAAUGCCUGCAGUGCUCGGUGCACGAUCCAAACGACCUGCUUCUUUCACUGGUGGAGUCUCGGACCGAGCCAAGAGGCUGAGGCUUGAUGGUUCGGAUGCGGAGGAGGCUGCGGAGGAUCGCUAA